AUGUCGAAGAUGAAACACUUGCUACGGAAGUUUCACAUCUGCGAUCAUCAUAGGCCGCCCGCACUCGAUUCCUCCCUUCAGACGAUGUCGUUUCAACCAUCACCUGCGUCGACCUCGUCAUCAUCACCAACUGAUUUGCCUCAGACGACGUCGGAUUUGGAAAACGAAAAUUUCAAUAGCUUUAAUUUUUUUGAGGAGGAGUUCCAGGUGGAGUUGGCCUUGGCAAUCAGCGUUUCGGAUCAGGGUCGAAAUGAUGGUAACCAGGAAACCGCACAGAUAAAUGCCGCCAAGCAGAUUAGCCUCGGCUGCUCGCCCUCGCAGAGCCUCUCUGAAUUUUUGUCUCUCCGCUAUUGGAGCUGUAGUGUUGUAAAUUAUGAUGAGAAAGUGAUCAAUGGAUUCUAUGAUGUUUCUGGAAAUAACUCAAGUUUGGUCGUCCAAGAACAAUUGCCAUCGCUACUUGAUCUUGAAGUAAUGUCUGUUUCGGAUAAUGUUGGUUAUGAAGCUGUUUUGGUCAACCGUGUAGUUGAUAUGGAACUACAGCUGCUUGAGGAUAAAGUGUGCUUCAUGGCUAUGGAAUGCCAUGCUUUUUAUGCUGGCCUAAAAACAAGUUUUCUUGUUCAAAAGAUUGCAAACCUUGUCGUUGACAGAAUGGGGGGUCCUGUUAGUGACGCAGAAGAUAUGUCUGGGAGGUGGAAAACAAGAAAACAUCUUGUUAAAGGCCAGACUGAUGAAGUGAUCCAAAAUAAUGGCAUUGCAGUUGAUGGUGGCCUUGUGAAGAUAUCUGGAGAUAAAGAUGAAUCUUCAUUGGAAGUGAUGGAAGUAGCUUGCAGUGACCAGUCUAAUGCUAGCAAGGUGCACAACUUGCCUAAUGACCCUGUGUUGAAUGGGGUUUCCGGAAUUUUGUGGGAAGAUCUUCAGAUUGGUGAACGUAUUGGUAUAGGAUCAUAUGGUGAAGUCUACCGAGCAGAGUGGAAUGGCACGGAAGUUGCUGUCAAAAAAUUAAUGAAACAAGACAUCACAGGCAAUGCACUCGCACAAUUUAAAUGCGAGGUUGAUAUCAUGUUGAGGUUGAGGCAUCCAAAUGUUGUUCUUUUCAUGGGAGCUGUAACAACUCCCCCGAAUCUGUCCAUAUUGACCGAGUUUCUGCCAAGGGGUAGUUUGUAUAAGCUGCUGCACCGUCCAAAUAUCCAAAUUGAUGAAAAAAGGCGGAUAAGAAUGGCUCUUGAUGUGGCCAAGGGAAUGAAUUACUUACACACGAGCCAACCUAUCAUUGUGCAUCGUGAUUUGAAGACUCCAAACCUCCUUGUUGAUAAGAACUGGGUUGUUAAGGUUUGUGAUUUUGGGAUGUCACGAUUGCAGCACCAUACUUUUCUAUCUUCGAAGUCAGCUGCUGGAACGGCAGAGUGGAUGGCACCAGAGGUUCUAAGAAAUGAACCCUCCAAUGAGAAAUCUGAUGUAUAUAGCUUUGGAGUAAUAUUAUGGGAGUUGGCAACUCUACGAGUUCCAUGGACAGGAAUGAAUUCGAUGCAGGUUGUUGGAGCUGUUGGAUUCCAGGGUAGAUGCCUUGAUAUUCCGCUGACACUUGAUCCAUUGGUUGCGGAGAUAAUAAGUGACUGUUGGAAAAGAAAUCCACAGGCACGCCCUUCUUUUGGCCAGAUUAUCACCCGCCUCAAGUGUCUUCAGUGUCUAAAUGUGCAGGAAAUAAACUCGUGUAAAUCCCCAGUGGCGUUGUAA
Molecule: messenger RNA, 1734 nt
Organism: Fraxinus pennsylvanica
Lineage: Eukaryota; Viridiplantae; Streptophyta; Magnoliopsida; Lamiales; Oleaceae
Source: the annotation of a GenBank genome assembly